Molecule: messenger RNA, 2496 nt
Organism: Cuscuta campestris
Lineage: Eukaryota; Viridiplantae; Streptophyta; Magnoliopsida; Solanales; Convolvulaceae
Source: the annotation of a GenBank genome assembly
CGAAGACUUGUAAGCGACUUGAAGUCCAGUCUCCGGUCCAGUCAAGCUGUCUGCGCACAUACAUUCAUCGUCCGCUCCUCCGUCCCUCUCAGUUUCUGAACCGAACUCUUCUCCCCGCAAUAGGCAAAAAAAGGAUUUUAGCUAUUAAGAGAGACACUGGGGAUUUAUGGUUCUCUUCCUCGCUUUUAUUUUGAUGCUGAAGAUCUAUAUUGAGGUUCCAUCAUUGUACUAAUGAUGACUCUCCUGGUCCACCAAAUCUGGAGUAAUCAACUUAGAGUUUAAAUGGUUGGAAGCUUCUAGGUGUUUGUGUAGAAAUGAAGAAGUGGUAUGGCGGUGUUUUAGCUACAUCCUUGUUAAUGUUUAUGCUUAUUGGGUAUUAUGUAAUCAGAAACCCCUUCAAGGAAAAUUACUUCAACAAUGCCCCAUACGUCAAUAUGACAAACCCUCUAGAGUGGAUCCAUGCUAUGGCUCCACCUGCUGCUAACAGUGUGAAAAAUGCUUCUCUGGUGAUAUCUGCCAAAGCUUUAGUCUCCGAUCUGUUUCAUCAGAGGAACUUUUCAACUAUGGAACAACAAUCAUUGCUUACAUGGAACCAAUGGAAACACUUAAUCAGUCAAGAUCAAGUCUUACCUAAUGCUCUAGAUGCUGUUAAGGAAGCUGUUGCUGCAUGGAACAACCUUAUGAGCUCAGUGGAAAUGGAAAAAAUUCAUGCAAAUGACAGUUCGUUUAAGAGCAGGAAAGAAAAACAGUGUCCUCAUUUUCUUCGCAAAACAAAUGUCACAGAACUGGGCGGCAAAGAAUUUAAGUUACGGCUUCCUUGUGGGCUUACUCAGGGUUCUUCAAUCACAUUUAUCGGCAUUCCAAAUGGCCUUCUUGGUAACUUUCGGAUCGAUUUAACAGGUGAACCUCUUCCUGGAGAACCAGACCCUCCUGUAAUUUUGCAUUACAAUGUUAGGAUGCACGGUGAUAAAGUAACAGAGGACCCUGUAAUUGUUCAAAACACCUGGACCAUUGCACAUGAUUGGGGCGAGGAGGAGCGUUGUCCAUCUCCUGCUCCUGAAAAGAAUAAGAAAGUCGAUGGCUUGGAUCAAUGCAAUGAGGUGGUGGGUAAAACCAUGACAGCCAGACAUAUCAAUGUAUCAACAAAAUCGUCAAUGGUUCAGGAUGGAUCUAAACAUAGAAAGUAUUUUCCUUUCAAGCAAGGGCAGCUCUCUGUUGCGACGCUGAGGGUGGGAUCUGAAGGAAUACAAAUGACAGUUGAUGGUAGACAUAUAACGUCAUUUGCAUUUCGCGAAACUUUGGAGCCAUGGCUUGUAAGUGAAGAGAGGAUUUCAGGAGAUAUUGAUUUAAUAUCUGUUGUUGCAAGUGGGUUACCUACGUCUGAAGAUAUAGAGCAUAUGAUUGACUUAGAAGCUCUGAAGGCGCCUCCACUUUCUCCUCGUAAACAUCUAGAUCUCUUUAUUGGUGUGUUUUCUACUGCAAACAAUUUUAAGCGGAGAAUGGCAGUUCGACGAACAUGGAUGCAGUAUGAUGCAGUGCGGAGUGGACAAGUAGCAGUUCGUUUCUUUGUUGGAAUGCAUAAGAACCAGAUGGUGAAUGAGGAACUCUGGAAUGAGGCUAGGACGUAUGGAGACAUUCAGUUGGUGCCAUUUGUUGACUACUACAGCCUAAUUACAUGGAAGACUGUAGCCAUAUGCAUGUUUGGGACGGAGAUCGUUCAAGCAAAUUUUGUAAUGAAGACAGAUGAUGAUGCUUUUGUUCGUGUGGAUGAAGUGUUGACUUCUUUACAAAGGAUUGGUGUGACUCGUGGCUUGCUUUAUGGCCUUAUCAACUCAGACUCGCAUCCUCAUCGAGAUCCAGAUAGCAAGUGGUACAUUAGUGUCGAGGAAUGGCCUGAUGAUGCUUACCCUCCUUGGGCUCACGGACCUGGCUAUGUUGUGUCAAGUGAUAUAGCGAAAUCCGUCAGCAAGAUGCACAGAAAAGGGCGUCUAAAGAUGUUUAAGCUGGAAGAUGUCGCCAUGGGGAUCUGGAUAGCGGAACUGAAAAGAAAAGGUCUAGAUGUUAGGUAUGAAAAAGAUGAGAGAAUUUUUAAUGAAGGAUGCAAAGACGGUUAUGUAGUUGCACACUAUCAAGAUCCUAGAGAGAUGCUGUGCUUAUGGCAGAAGCUACAAGAGAAAAAACGCGCUUUAUGUUGUGGCGACUAACCCUUUCCCCACAUCAACGGUUUUGAACAGAGAUCUCUAUUAACAGGUCGGUGAACGCUUCUUGAAUUACAGCAAUAGUUUUUAUUAGGCUGAGGUUACUGUAUGGGAUGAUGAGAUAUGUAUUUAGAAUGUAUAGGGGAUUUUGGGUAGAGAAGAAUAGAAUGCCACAGUGUCUGACUUGUAUAUAUCAGACUAGAUACAUAGCACCUCUCAUUGUCUCCAUUGUCUUGUAUGACUAUAUAAGUAGCAGCAUAUAAUAUACCCUUUUGGGACUGGACUGUUUGAUGACUUU